UGCACUCCUCCAAGGGCUUCUCGUACUCUCUCUUAGCACACAUUCACACACACACACACACACACAGAGACACGCGCGCGCAUCCCGUGCAACCAGACAGAGGGCUUUCACCAUCCCAGACACAGCGUCUGCUGCCCGGCGGAGCGCUGACACUUCUGUCUGGGGGGAUUUUUUACCGUGAUUUGCAACAGCAUGCGCCCGCCGAGGAAGACUUGAUCCCAAGGUUGAGCCGAGCGCAGCUAAUGCAGCAGGAGACGAGGAGGAAUGGAUCAGAGCGAAGGAUGAACGCUGUUUUCAUCGUCAUUGGAGGAUGCUCCGCGCUCCACAACAGGACGUGUUAGAGUUCCGUGGAUGCUAGUGGUUGCAUUUUGCGCGCUGGUCAGAGAGGAGAAAUGAGGCCUCUUCUGAAGAACACCCUUGAAUAUUUCCCUCACUGAGGAUGUGCGAUGAUUUCGACUCGGCACAACCGCUUCUGAGGUCACUUCUUCUCUAGGCGCUUUUAUACCUCAGGGUUGACUAUCAAAACUCAUAAGUGUCUGUGUGCUUCCCUGUCGAGCACCGCUGGAUUCGAGACCAGUUUUGCUUCGCUGCAAUCGGAGUGCAAAACUGCUGAACCAUCGCCCUCCAUGGUUUCUGCCCAUUUCAAAAAGCUAUCGUCUUACAUUGUAAAGAUUUGCAAAGGAAUGUUUACAAAGAAACUGGCAACUACCACCAAGAAGAAAGAGAGCAGCGAAAACAAAAAAGAACCCAAAUCGACGUCCCCCGAACUGCACGCACGCAACCCGACGUUCUCCACCACACUAAAAAGCACAGUUAAAAAAAUCUCCAAAUGCUCAUCCACACGCAAUAUAUCUCUUGAAGAGGAUGACGGCAAAACCGACUGUUCUUCUCUCUCACCAACAUUCAGUUACCGUGUAGCAAUUGCCAACGGAUUGCCCAAAAAUGCCCUGUUUCUGAACAAUGAAUUUCAUGAGGUCUUGUCAAUUGAUAGCGAUUACUCUGACUCUCUGAACGAGGCAAAACUUGUCCAUAGAUUCGAUGAACAAAAAGCUUACACGAUGCCAGUAAGAAGGAAUAGGAAGAGUUUGAUUAGUUUGGCGCCCUCCGAUGGCAGCUCGGAGGGGGAACGGGGAGAGCGCAGCAGUCUCCACACCCUCCGAUUGGGCGCCUUGAAAAAGCUGAGGAAAUGGAAGAAGAGCCAAGAAUGCGUGUCCUCAGACUCAGAGGCCAGCAAUUGGAGGAAAACUCUUGGCAUUAGAAGCAAAUCUCUGGACCGGGCUGGUCGACAUCAGAAAACCACUACCCUGGAGCCAGGAUCUAGCUCCACGGGAUGCAUCAGUCAGACUCAGGAUGUGAUGGAGAUGAUUUUCAAGGAGCUUCAGGGAAUCAGUCAGAUCGAGUCCGAGCUUUCAGAACUGCGAGGGCAUGUCAAUGCCCUCAAAAGCUCCAUCGAUGAGAUCUCCAGCAGUGUGGAGGUGGUGCAGAGUGAAAUCGAGCAGCUCCGUUCAGGUUUUGUGCAGUCCAGACGCGAGACUCGAGACAUUCAUGAUUACAUCCGACAGAUCAGCCAACAGAGCAACAAAGCUACUCUGAGAUUUCUAAAUGUGCCUGAGGAGAAGUAUGAAAAAACUGAGGAACUUAUCUAUCAGAUCCUGAAAGAGAAAAUGGGUUUCGUUGAAGCACGCAAGACAUUUAAAAUUGAACUAGCCCAUCGACUGGGGCAACAAAGAGAAUGUUACAAUGCUAAACCACGACCAAUUAUAGUUAUAUUUGCAAGCCCGCAAGACAGAGAUUUAGUUUUGAAAAAAUGUUAUAGGCUUAAAGGGACUGGAAUAUCCAUCUCCACUGAUAGUCUAGCACAUGAUUCGAAAGAAAAGAGAGAAAAGCCAAUAGCUUCAUCUCAGACAUACGAAAGCAUGGACAUCAAGGUCUCGGCCAAAGACAAGGCUGAAAGUGAUGAUUGGGACUCCAUGGAAAGCGACAAAGAGCUUGAUGAAUUAAACAAGAACAAAUAUGCAAUUGUGUCCAAACCACUUCCAAAAAGUAAAUCGGACAAGAAAAAAUCCCACGAUCACAGAAGAAUGGGUGAUGACUCUCCGUAUUCUGUACACUACGCGGAUAAUACAGCCUACGAUGACCCUGACAAGCAAAGCAAGUCCUACUAUUCUGACGUAACACCCGGAUGGCUGUCCCAGAGCGACUACUCCACUCCCAAACUCAGCCGAUCUGAGUCAGACUGCUCUAAACUUUGCCAGUCUUAUUCUGAGGACUUCUCAGAGAGUCAGUAUUUCACCAGAGUCAAUGGCUGCUCUUUGCUAUCCUCCUCAGAUCAGGAACUUUGGCAGCGUAAGCAAGAAGACAUGGCGUCCUCCUGGUACGCCAGUCCCCCUAGUCAAACUCUGAGCCAAGAUCGACCUUAUGUGGAACAUAAUGAAGUUGAAACCACAGAGACUAUUGACAGUGGUGUAAGUAAUGGUCUUGUUUGCAUAUCAGGAGACAGGAGCCAUUACAGCGGCUCUCAGCUAUCGCUCCAGGGUGACCUCUCGCCAUGGAAAGACUGGCAUCACCUUGAACAAGGUGCUGAUUCAGGUUUGGAUGCCUCAACCGAACAGAACAUAAUCUCUGAAAUCAGUAGCCCAUUUGACCCCGCAGCUAACCCUGGUUUCCCUGAAAAAAUUAUUAAAUGUCUUGAGGUUGAUUUGCAAUUUGAAGGUGAGACAUUCUUGACACUAGAUAGCACUCCUGAGACUGGAGACCAAGAUAUAGACAUGGAGCCUGAGUUUUUAGAACCUGAGUUAGAGCCUGAAGUAGAGGCUGUGAUUGAACCUAUGCUAAAACAAGAACGAGAACCAAUGCCGCAGCCAGAACCUGAACUAGAACCUGAACUAGAACCUGAACUAGUACCUGAACCAGAACCUGAACCAGAGCCAGAACAAGAGCCAGAACCAGAACCAGUGAUUGAACCCCUUCCAAAACCAGUACCAGUAUCAGUAUCUAAACCUGUGGUUGAACAGCCACCCGAAAAGAAACCUAAAACCAAGAAGAUCCAAGCUAAGCCUGAAUCAGCUCCACAAACUUUGCAGCGACAAGAUGUGAACCACCACCUCCAGCAGAACCAGAAAUCCUCAGCUAUGUACCGAAGCCAGAGUGAGAUUAGAAAUGAGAAGGUGGAGGAUGUCCCCAAAUCCUGGAGUAGCAGGCUCAGCAUAGACCUCAGCGAGAAAACCUUCGGCUUUGGGGGAUUUGGAUCCACCCUGCAAAGAGCAAAGUCAGCUUUGGAUUUUGUGUGGAAUAAAAGUUCCCAGAGCACUAGCGCACCGGUUGAAGAAACCAGCAACACCUCAUUCAUGGGCAGGUUCAGAACCACGUCCACAGCCAACAGUUCCAGUACAACCAUUGAUUCUGACGUCUACACAGAACCUUUCUAUUACAAGGCAGAAGAAGAGGAACAACAACAACAACAACAACAACCUGCUGAGCAACCUGUGGACAAUGAAACACAUUAUGUUGAGGUGAUGGAACAAGUGCUAGCCAAUCUGGAAAACAGAACAAACGCAAACGAACCCGAGGAACAGUACCAAGAAGAGGAAUACGAUGUCUCGCAGGAGUAUGAUGGCUCUCAAGACGCCAAUCUUGUACUGGAAUAUGAUUGCAGCCUUGAUGAACAGUAUGAUGAGGAAUACAGUGAGGACUACGACGACAAUCCUAUGACUGAAGACACAGCAGAAUAUGAGGUUAGUUUAGUGGAUUAUGUCGAAGAAACUGAGGAACCGGAAGCAGAGACCGAGGAACAGGAGGAGGUCAAAGAGGAGGUGCGGGAAGUUCAAGAAACAUCUGAAGUUAAGGGAGAAGAUGAGGUAAAAGAGACCGUAGAGCAAGAGGAUGAGAAUAAAAACGUAACAGAGGUUCCUGUACAAGAAGCACCACCCAAAAAAAGGAUACGUCCCACAUUCAAAGAGGCAGCGCUGAGAGCUUACAGGAAGCAGAUGGCGGAGCUGGAGCAGCAGAUCCUGGCAGGAGACAGCACGGUUCUGGACACGGAGGGCCGUGCCAAUAUCCUGGACCCAGCCAAACUGGGGCUGACCGGCGGAGGGGUUGGCAGUAUACUUUACGGCAUUGACAGCAUGCCAGAUUUACGUCGCAAGAGGACCAUGCCUAUUGUCCGAGACCUGACAUUGGCUGCUCGAAAGGCAGGCAUUGCGUUUGGACUGGUGAACAGAUCGACUCUGAACAAUGAGGAGCUGAAACUGCACGUGCUCAGAAAGACCCUUCAGGCGCUGAUCUAUCCCAUCUCCUCCACCACCCCACAUAAUUUCGAGGUGUGGACGGCCACGGCGCCCACAUACUGCCACGAGUGUGAGGGUCUGCUGUGGGGAAUCGCUCGCCAGGGCAUGAGAUGCAGCGAAUGCGGAGUCAAAUGCCAUGAGAAAUGCCAAGACCUGCUGAACGCAGACUGUCUGCAGCGUGCAGUAGAGAAGAGCUCGAAACAUGGAGCUGAGGACAAAACCCAGAACAUCAUCAUGGCCAUGAAGGAGCGCAUGAAGAUCAGGGAGAAGAAUCGACCCGAGGUCUUCGAGGUUAUUCAGGAGAUGUUCCAGCUCUCGAAAGAGGACUUUAUCACUCAUCUGAAGUCCGCCAAACAGGCUGUGCUGGAGGGAACGUCCAAGUGGUCCGCCAAAAUCACCAUCACAGUAUUAUGUGCUCAAGGUCUGCAAGCCAAAGACAAGACGGGCUCCAGCGACCCCUACGUCACGGUACAAGUGGGAAAGACCAAACGCAGGACCAAAACCGUGUUCGGCAACCUCAACCCUGUAUGGGACGAGAAGUUCUUCUUUGAGUGUCAUAACGCCACAGACCGUAUAAAAGUGCGAGUGUGGGAUGAGGACGACGACAUAAAGUCGAGAGUGAAGCAGCACUUUAAGAAGGAGUCGGAUGACUUUCUGGGUCAAACCAUCAUCGAGGUGCGGAUGCUGAGCGGAGAGAUGGACGUCUGGUACAACCUUGAGAAACGGACGGAUAAAUCCAUGGUUUCAGGAGCAAUCCGGCUGAAGAUCAGCGUGGAGAUGAAGGGAGAAGAGAAGGUGGCUCCACCUCACGGACAGUACACAUGUUUACAUGAGAAUCUCUUCCACUACCUGACGGAGGUGAAAAACAGUGGAGUGGUGAAGAUCCCGCAGGUGAAAGGAGACGACGCCUGGAAGGUUUAUUUUGACGAUGUCUCACAGGAGAUCGUGGAUGAGUUCGCCAUGCGCUUCGGUGUUGAGUCCAUCUAUCAGGCCAUGACACACUUCUCAUGUCUCUCAUCCAAGUACAUGUGUCCUGGCGUUCCCGCUGUGAUGAGUAACCUGCUUGCCAACAUCAACGCUUACUUCGCACACACAACAACUGCAACCACUAACAUCUCGGCCUCCGACCGAUUCGCAGCAUCCAACUUUGGGAGAGAGAAGUUCGUCAAGCUCUUGGAUCAGCUCCACAACUCUCUGAGGAUCGACCUCUCCAAGUACCGGGAUAACUUCCCUGCUGGAAAUCCAGAGAGACUUCAUGACUUAAAAUCAACCGUUGACCUGCUGACCAGCAUCACUUUCUUCAGGAUGAAGGUUCAGGAGCUUCAGAAUCCCCCCAGAGCCAGUAUGGUGGUUAAAGACUGCGUGAAGGCCUGUCUGGACUCCACAUACAAAUACAUCUUUGACAACUGCCAUGAGCUCUACAACCAGCUGCUGGACCAGGCUAAGAAGCAGGAUCUGCCGCGCGAGGAACAGGGUCCGUCCAUCAAGAACCUGGACUUCUGGCCCAAACUGAUCACGCUGAUGGUGUCUGUUAUUGAUGAGGACAGAACGGCAUACACACCCAUCAUUAACCAGUUCCCUCAAGAGUUGAAUAUGGGUAAAAUCAGCGCUGAAAUCAUGUGGAGUCUCUUCGCCUUGGAUAUGAAGUAUGCAAUGGAGGAACACGACAAGCAUCGUCUCUGCAAGAGCACCGAGUACAUGAAUCUGCACUUCAAAGUCAAGUGGUUCUACAACGAGUACGUGCGCGAUCUGCCUGCGUUUAAGGGCGUCCCUCCAGAGUAUUCGCUAUGGUUCGAGCCGUUUGUGAUCCAGUGGUUGGAUGAAAAUGAAGACGUAGCGAUGGAUUUCCUCAACGGAGCUCUAGAGAGAGAUAAAAAAGAUGGGUUCCAGCAGACGUCUGAACACGCGCUCUUCUCCUGCUCAGUGGUGGAUGUUUUCACGCAACUCAACCAAAGCUUCGAGAUCAUCAAGAAACUGGAGUGUCCAAACCCUCACGCCCUCGCUCACUUCAUGCGCAGAUUCGCAAAGACCAUAAAUAAAGUGCUCAUCCAGUACGCAGCCAUCAUCUCCAAAGACUUCACCAAUCAUCUCAGCAAAGAGAAAGUGCCCUGUAUCCUCCUCAACAACAUCCAGCAGCUUAGAGUCCAGCUGGAAAAGAUGUUCGAGUCCAUGGGAGGAAAACAGGAGGAAGGGACUGUGGUCUUCUGCAAGCUGGACGCAGAGGCCAGUGAGCUGCUGAAGGAGCUGCAGAAUAAACUCAACACCGUUCUGGACGAGCUCAGCGCCGUCUUCGGCUCCAGCUUUAAGCCUGUGAUCGAGGACUGUGUGAAGCAGAUGAACCAGGAGCUGGUGCAGAUGAAGGGAAACGCAGGGAACAAGAGCAACGCAGCCAUGGAUGCAGAGACUGUGCUGAGACCCCUGAUGGACCUGCUGGACAAGAACCUCAUGCUCUUUGCUAAGAUCUGCGAGAAGACGGUGCUCAAACGGGUCCUGAAGGAGCUCUGGAAGAUUGUGCUGAACACCAUCGAGAGACAGAUCGUCCUUCCACCGCUUUCAGACCAGACGCAAGGAGCUCAGAUGAUCUUCAGUGCUGCGAAAGACCUCGGUCAGCUCUCCAAACUCAAGGAGCAUGUGAUCCGGGAAGAAGCUCGGAGUCUCAGUCCUCGUCAGUGCGCCGCUAUGGAUUUAGUGCUUCCUACAAUCAAGCAAUAUUUCCAUGCGGGUGGAAACGGUCUGAAGAAAACCUUCCUGGAAAAGAGCCCUGAUCUCAAGUCCUUGAAAUACGCCCUCAGCCUUUACACUCAACCCACAGAUGCCUUGAUCAAGAAAUAUAUAUGCACCCAAACCUCUCAAGGUCAAUCCACAUCUGGAUCCUUCGGUGAAGUGGCUGUUCAGGUGGAUCUGAUCUCACACCCCGGAACUGGAGAGCACAAAGUCAGCGUUAAAGUUGUGGGUGUGAAUAACAUCAACUGGCAGACCAACGCCAUGUUUCGGCCCUUCGUGGAGAUCAACGCCAUCGGUCCACAUCUGGCAGACAAGAAACGCAAGUUUAGCACCAAAACCAAGAAUAACAACUGGUCUCCAAAAUACAACGAAACAUUCCAGUACGUGCUGAGUAAUGAGCACGGCCCCGAGGCCUACGAGCUCCACAUCUCCGUGAAGGACUACUGCUUCGCCCGAGAGGACCGAAUCAUCGGCAUGACGGUCCUGCAGCUCCGAGAACUGGCCGAAAAGGGCAGUCUGGGCGCCUGCUAUCCGCUCAUAAGGAGCAUCAGCAUGGAUGAGACCGGCCUGACCAUCAUGAGAAUACUCUCGCAAAGGACCAACGACGAAGUGGCCAAAGAGUUCGUACGUCUCAAAACAGACACGCGGUCGGCCGAGGAAGUGUCGUAAAGAAGAAGAAACGCGGAGGAAAAAAAAAACGGAGGGUGCAAGACGGUUGUGUUUGUUUUUGUGCAUGUGUGUAAAACAUCUGUCGGAAUGUUCAUUUUAAAAAUACAAGUACGUACAAAAAAAGUGUUUACCUACCGUAUGCUCUCUAUCAAAUAUUAUAUUCUACAAAGUUACGUUUAAGAGACGUUGAAUACAGUUUUUUUUUUUUUUGUAUGACGAUUAGUCUUUUUGAACAGAUAUAUUGUAUUUGUUCAGAUAAAGUGCCAAACCUGAUGAGUCGAAAAUGAAAAAAAGAUUAAAAAAACAACAAAAAAACACAAUAGAUUAAAUACAAGCGCGUAUGAGUUAUUGGUGAAGUUGGUAUCUUUCUAAAUUUGCUCGAUUCUUUUGUCCGGUGUAUAUCAUCCUCUCUUUGAGUGUGUAGCGGGUUUUGUUUGUCUUUUCAUUCUCCUACUUUCAGCGGGGCUCCCUGGUGUCAAAAUGACAUCAAAAAACAUGUUAAAAUGCACGUCAAGUAAUGAAAAUCGAUUAGUUGUCAAUUGACAAGCUUGAUGUCAAAAUAACGUCAAACUGACGUCAAAAAUCGAUUACUGGAUUAACCGUGUAAUCAAUUUUUGAUGCGUUUCUUGAAACCAAUAUUAGAUGUGAAUUUAAUGUCGUUUUGACAUCAAGUUACUGUAGUAUACAUGCAUUGUAGGAAGGGCUGGGCGAUAUGGCAAAAAUGCAAUCUCGAUAAUUAUAUUCCAUAUUGAACGAUAACGAUAUAUAUUUUGAUAUAAGUUGUUAAUGCUUCAAGAUUUAAAAGAGUAUCCCAACAAUGACUGAAGCCACAAAAACUAGAUUAGAGGAUCCAUUAAAUGGCACAACCAGGGGCGGAUUUAGUGAUUUUGGGGCCUAAGCAAUUCCAGCAAUAGGGCUUGAAAUGCACGCUUUCUACUUUUAUUUAAUAUUUAUUUAUAUUGCUGUUUUUUUAUAUCACUCGAUCUUCUUUUUAAAAUUUUUAAUUAAUUUGAAAUGAUUAGUUUUCUUAAAAUAAAUGAAAAUAAUGAAUGAAAAUAAUAAUUUUUUUAAUAUAAAUUCAACUGCUGGACUGCUCCA
Molecule: messenger RNA, 8777 nt
Organism: Danio aesculapii
Lineage: Eukaryota; Metazoa; Chordata; Actinopteri; Cypriniformes; Danionidae
Gene: unc13c
Product: protein unc-13 homolog C
Exons: 33
Coding region: 627-7679 (2350 amino acids)
Biological process (GO): presynaptic dense core vesicle exocytosis; synaptic vesicle priming; synaptic transmission, glutamatergic
Cellular component (GO): presynaptic membrane; neuromuscular junction; synaptic vesicle membrane
Molecular function (GO): calmodulin binding; diacylglycerol binding; phospholipid binding
Source: RefSeq, a predicted model, not a curated record